This is a messenger RNA of Trichoderma breve, 981 nucleotides long. RefSeq names its product major facilitator superfamily domain-containing protein. The record is from RefSeq and is a predicted model, not a curated record. Gene Ontology annotation, molecular function: fluconazole transmembrane transporter activity. The transcript is spliced from 3 exons. NCBI's taxonomy places the organism in Eukaryota, Fungi, Ascomycota, Sordariomycetes, Hypocreales, Hypocreaceae. Gene Ontology annotation, biological process: xenobiotic detoxification by transmembrane export across the plasma membrane. Bases 1 to 981 code for a protein of 326 amino acids.
AUGAGAUACCCUGCUUUGCAAAUUCCCAUAUACCUUUCUUGCUGGACUGCGGUCUGGUUCUGGGGACCCACGAUUGGACCAGUGGUAGCUGGCUUUGCUGUUCAAGCGAAAGGAUGGCGCUGGGGACUUUGGGAGAUAGUUUGGCUGACAGCGCCGUUGUUUUUGCUGUUGAGCUUUGCAUUGCCAGAAACGUCCGCUGACAAUAUUCUUCACCGUCGUGCCGCCAGGUUGAGGAAGAUCACGGGUCGAAAAGACAUACUUGCUGCUAGUGAGAUUGCGCAAGCACAACUGACAACUGGAGACGUCGUUUGGGAUGCGCUCAUCAAGCCGAUGGAGAUUAUGAUCAAAGAUCCGGCCGUUCUUUUUACUAACAUAUAUACUUCCUUGACUUACGGCAUUUACUAUUCCUUUUUCGAAGCGUUUCCAUUGGUAUAUCCUCAGGUAUAUGGGUUCAACAUUGGCGAAACUGGGCUUUGCUUCCUCACAAUUGGUAUUGCCUGCCUUAUAGGGAUAAGUAUUUUUUACACAUACCAAUUUUGCUAUCUACUUCCCGAGAUACGGAAAAACGGUCCACGCGCACCAGAGCACCGACUAGUUCCAGCGCUUUUCGCUGUUAUCACUCUGUCGGCCGGGUAUUUCAUGUUUGGAUGGACAGUGAAGAGCGACAUUCCUUGGACUGUCAGUCUCGUUGGAGUUGUGAUCCUGGUGACAUCCAACUUCUUAAUCUUCCAAAGCGUGUUCGUCUAUCUCCCAAUGUCAUACCCUAAAUACGCUGCUUCUCUAUUUGCAGCAAAUGAUCGCUGCCGGUCUGUAUUUGCUGUCGCCUGCAUCCUCUUUGCAAGACCAAUGUUCGAGAAUUUGGGGAUUGGAGGCGGAGUAUCUCUGCUGGCUGGUCUGUCAUGCUUGGGUAUUGCCGGAAUGUUUGCGCUGUGGAAAUACGGAGCAUGGCUGCGAUCGAAGAGUUCUUUUGCAACCAGUUAG